AUGUAAUAACAUUCUAUUCGUGUCGAAAUCCUAGGUGAUUAAUCAGAAUACUAAUUAUUUGAAUUUUCAUCAUUUUUAUACUCUAUAAAUAAAAUGUCAUUAUUUUCAAAAAAAGAAUAGAAGAAAUAGCCUACUCAAUAUUUGGAAUUUGAUUCACUUGCUUCUAAAAAGUAUAUUUAUGACUCAAAGAAAGCUAAUGAGUAGUCUGUAAAACAAGAAUAGUAUAUAAAUGAUUUAAGAAAAGCUUAUGACUAGUAAAGACUUGAAAUUGAACCCAUCUUUUAGAAAGUAGAGUUACUCUAGGUUGAAAGAAAAUAAUUAAUGGACGAAGUGGAACAAUAUAAAAUGAGUUAGAUGGAAAUUCUUAAGAAGUAUGAAGGGGAAUACUAGGAUAAGGAGAGACUUGCUAAAGAAUGCUAAAAAUACAAAUAAUAGAUUUUAGCACUUUAGAAAAUGUAAAUGCCCUAAGAAUUUUAAGAAAAAAAAUGUCAGGAAUUAAAAGAAUCCUUAUUUAAUACUAUCAAAGACAUAAUGAAUGAUUUUUUGGAAAGUUACAAUGAUUAAAUAGGGUAUGACAAUGAUGAUUCAGUUUCUGCAUCACUGUUUCAUGAUUUACUUUAAUAGAUUGAUGACUCAAUAUUAAUGUUCGUAGAGAACCUACCAGCGUAAUCGAGUAGACAAUAUUAAUCCGAUGAAGUUCAACAUCUAAAGGAUUAAAUUGAAAAAACAUUGUAAAUUGUAGCUAAUUUGCAAUCUGAAAAUUAAGACUUAGUUGCAUCAUUAGAAUCUGAAAAAUAACUUAAGGAUAAGAUCAAUAAUCAAAAAAAUACUUAAUAGCAAUUAGUCAGCCAAUUGUAAAAUUAAAUUGAGCAAAUAGUUAAUGAGAAAAAGGCUAUUGAUUAAUAACAUUAGGAAAUUUAGAUUAAAUAUUAGGAUUUGUCAAAGGAAUUUUAAAAGCUAAAUUCAGUUAAAGAAGACGAAAAAGAAAAGCUAAAGGGAGAAUUAAUAACGUUGGUGAAUGAAUUAUAAAAGGAAAUCCAAAAGGUUCAAUAAGAAAAUUCUCGACUUUUAUAGCAAAUCGAAGAAAAGAAUGCUGAAAUUACUAAUAAAACUGAAGCAUUCAAUAAUAAAGUAAGGGAUUUAGAAACCAAAUUAAAUCAUGAAGAAUUGAAAUAUGAAUAAAAAUCUAAAGAAUUUCUUAGAAAUGAAAGAGAAUUGAAUUAAUCUAAAUCAGAAGCUGCGAAAUUAUUUGAAAACAAUAAUAUUUUAUAAUAAUAAUUAGAUGCUUUUAAAGAAAAAAGAAAAUAAGAAAAGGAAAUAUUCGAUGAUUAAAAGGAAAAAUAUAAAUAAAUGAAAUUAUAGCUAUAAAAACAAGAAUAAGAAUAUGAAGCAAAAAUUAAUUAACUUGAAGAAUAAAUUCAAUUGCUUUAGUAGAAGACGGAAAGCACAGUUCCAUCAGAUUUAUCUAAUAACCCAGAAAUUAUAAUGGAAAAAGAAUUGCAAAUUUCUAAAUUAGAAUAAUCUAUCAUAGAAUUAAAUUAAAAAAAUAAUGAAUUAAAAUAAAAGCUGACUUAAAAUAAGAUAGAGAUUAAUGACUUGAAUCAUGAAUUAGAAUAGUAAAAGGUGACCAAUCAAUAGCAUCUAGACAAAAGAGCAUUUGCAUUAAGUGAAUUAAAUCGAUUAGAACAAUAAAAUUAGCUUUUAAAAUAAAAAAACAAUGAUCAAAAUUAAAUCAUCAAAUAAUUAUAACUAGAAAAUCAAUAGAUAUCCCAAAUGGUCAAAUCUUCAAAGUAAUAGCCUAUUGCAAAUAUGCAAAAGUAAUUACUCAAUCAAAGCAUUUCUAAAACUCCUAUGGUAGAAGCAAACUAUUUAGAUUCUUCUAUGGUAUCUGAUGCUGAGAGCCAAACCUCAAAACAGUCUAAACCUCCUUCCAUGCUUAUGAAAGGUUUAAAUUAUUUCAAACCAACUCCUUAAACCAUUUAGAAUGCGUAAUAAGAAAAUUAAGAGAUUAAAAUUGCUGCAACCAUGAUACAUAAGUAGACAGAUGAAUUAAAAUAAAAUUUAGAGUAACUUUAUAAAUGUUUCUUGUCAACAGUUCUACUAGGUUAAAACAAUGAAGAAGGUAAAUUUCUCAAGUUUGAAAGGGAAAUAAAUGAGUGUUUGAAGAAAACUUAAGACUUAAAUGAUAACAUAGAAGAUUUUUUGAUAUUAUGA
Molecule: messenger RNA, 2214 nt
Organism: Paramecium tetraurelia
Lineage: Eukaryota; Ciliophora; Oligohymenophorea; Peniculida; Parameciidae
Exons: 7
Source: RefSeq, a predicted model, not a curated record